Cloeon dipterum is the source of this 3076-nucleotide messenger RNA. RefSeq lists its product as uncharacterized. Gene Ontology annotation, molecular function: cell adhesion molecule binding. Gene Ontology annotation, cellular component: extracellular matrix. The transcript has 9 exons. The record is from RefSeq and is a predicted model, not a curated record. Lineage: Eukaryota; Metazoa; Arthropoda; Insecta; Ephemeroptera; Baetidae. Bases 65 to 2458 code for a protein of 797 amino acids. Gene Ontology annotation, biological process: cell adhesion; extracellular matrix organization.
AAAGAAAGCGACGGUGACCCAGUCGGGCUCAUUGUGUGCACCAAAGUUCACCUCAGCAGCCGGCAUGAUGAAGCCUUCGCUGCUCCUGGCCUGUGCUCUCCUGGCCGCUUCCGUCAGCGGCCAAAAUUUCCCCCAGCAGUUCCAGAACGCGGACUUCAGGUUUGCCCCUGAACACCGUUCUUUCCCGCAACAGCAGAAACCUGAGAGCUCCCAGCAGGUGACUAACUUUUUCCGGCCGUCGGAACAAAUACUGAAUUCAUUCAACCCGACCGUUCCUUCGAAUCACGCUCCUACACACAACAAUAUACAGCAACAGCAGUUCACAAGGAACUCGUUCCAAAAUGUCGAGCCACCAAAGAAGACGUUCCUUCCUCCAAGGGAGAAUUUCCAACCCCCUUUGCAGACUUUCCAACCCCCAACAAAUGACUUCAGAAGUUUUAACCCCCAGCAGCAGAACAAUUUCAAUCCCCAAAACAGUUUCAACCCUCAGCCGCAGAACAACUUUAACCAACAGAGUAGCUUCCAGCCCUCGUUCAGACAGCAAACGCCGACACAGCCCCCGUUCCAGCAGCAACAGAAACCAACACAAACUUCGUUCCCGCAGCAACAACAACCAACGCAAAACACGUUCCAGCAACAGCAACCGCAAUUCAACCAGCAGCAGUUUAGCAGACCUGUCUUGCAGCAGAAUAACUUUGUUCAGCCUUCUCAGAAACCUCAGCAGAACUUUUUCAAUCCGCAAGUCUCCCCGCAGGCCCCUUCAACCACCCAGCAGCCACCGACCACUAGCACCACCACCACCACCACCACAGCUGCCUCUGCUCCUGCGUCUUCUGAUCCCCUGGGAGGUUUGAGCCAGGAACAACUUCUGUCUCUCGUCGCCAACCAAAAAACGCCCAACGUUAUCACCCUGCCCAACGGGCAAAAGGUUCAGGUCCUAACCGCCCCUGACAAUGCCCCUGCCGCUACCACAACUGAGAGGCCUGCUCCAGUUGUAAGGACAAUCGAGACCAAGGGUGGCUUACUGGACGCGGUUACUCAGGGAGUAGUGCCCGAUGGCAUUAAGUACGAGGUGAUUAGACAGAAACAGGAUGGAGACCUCGAGACCGUCAAGGGACUUCCGUCUGAUUUGCCUAAAAAGGUGACGUUCGUCAUCUUGGAAGAGCAAGACGACGGCUCCUUCAAGGUUCAGGGUGUGCGCAAGGGCGCCGGCAUCCCUGAGGGCUCCGACAUCGCCGCCGAGGCGGCCAAGGCAGCCAAGACUGGUGAAGAGGACAACGAGGAAGUGCAGAAAAUCCUGAAGAAGCUUCAAGACGGCAAACUCAAGUUGCCCUCCGGGGCUCCCGCCCCCGUCGCCCGAGUUGUUCCCGCGCCCGUUCGUUCCCGCCCCAUCCCCAGAGUAGUCCCCGAUCCCACAACUACUACCACAACCACUACAACCACCACCACCACCACCUCCACUGAAGCACCGGUCGAACAUCGCGGCAGUCUUGCAUCCCAAAGCAGUUUCGUGUCGCACAGCGUGCCGUCGCCUAACGCGCUCUUGAAGAAAUCGGUGCCGUCAACGCUUGGAGAUGCACUCAGAGCUCAAGGUUUGCGCUCUAUGGCCCAGUUCCUCGAACAAGUUGGACUCGAUCGUGCAUUGAAUGACUCAAAUCCGUUCACCAUGUUUGUGCCAACUGACCUGGCGUUCAAGGCGCUGCUUUUGGAGCUUGGCGGAGCUGAAAGGGCCCAAGCCAAGUUCAAACAAAGUCCACGAUUGCUCAGUGGGCUCCUCCUGCACCACGUGAUUCCGGGCUAUUUCAAGGUGGAGGACUUCCAGGACGAGAUGACCGGCGUCAGUUUGGCCGGCACUCAGCUGCGCGUCAACGUCUACUCCAACACCGACCAGUCGUUCAACCCCAAGAGAGUCAUCACCAUCAACGGUGGUGCCGUGUUUGACCGCUUGUCCGACAUUCCCCUGCCUGGAGGCUCCAUCGCACACGGCGUCAACAAGGUGCUCUUCCCGCUGCCCGUUGGAGACAUCAUGACCUCUCUGGAGGCGGACCCUGGCAGACGCUUCACCAAACUGCUUCAGAUCGUCAAGGACUCCGGCCUUGAUGAGCUGCUCGUCGCUCCCGCCGCCGACAGCCCAGAUGACGGCAGGACAUUCUCGCUCUUCGCACCUACGGACGAGGCCUUGGCGAGUGCUCCCCCUGAAAUCGUGCAGCUGCUGGAAGCGUCUCAAACCCCUGAGCGUAAAGCGGCCCUCAAGGUGCUUCUUGAGAGGCACAUUGCCCCCGGCACCCUCUUCUCCGAGGGCGUGACCUACUAUCAAGCUGCUUCAACCCUCUCGUCCAACCAGCCACUCAGGCUUUUCAACGACAAUGGAGUGUUCAAAGUGAACUCGGCGAGAGUGGUGUCUCCCGACAUUCCGGCCACCAACGGGGUCAUCCACGCACUCGACAGAUUACUCUGAGAGGUCGCGACCCCCAACCGCCUGUUGUAAAUAAAAAUCCAGUCGGCCGGCUCACCAUAUCUCGUCAGCAAUUUCGCCGGCCGCUCGUCGUCGCGAAGACGGCUUUCACCAUGAUUUGCCAUCUCUUUUAAUUCUUUAUAUACUUUAUUCGUUGUACACACACACAAACACUGCAGACGCGCGCGGGUCUUUCAAAUUAAACGUGUGCAGUUAUCCCGUGUCGGACGCACUUUCUACUAGAGAUGAAAAAAUGUGUCCGUCAUGAGAGUUGGAAUCAAAUAUUUUAGACUGGGAACCAAAUUUGUUCUUUAAGCAGAUAAAUUGCACAAAUUUAGUAAAUGAUGUAAAUCAAUUCAAAUUAUUUUUACUCUGCUAACCAAUUCUCACAAGUCUUAUGAAAUUUUUCUUAAUGAACUAAUAGGAUGAAACUUUACCCAAAUCUGUUUUGUAAAUAUUUUUCCGAUUUUAGAUACUUACGACCAGAUUGCUCAUUGCACCUAGAAUUUUAAAUUUAAAGAAAAUUGUUUGCUUGAAUUUUUGGCCUCAAAUUUUUAGACAUGCAAAAAUGUGUAUGAUAGUGUAGUAAUAAAUUAUUACCAACUGUAAUUUUUUUAUAAA